GUCAUGGCUGCAAUUCAGAAUGUCAUUCCUUUGGUAUUAGCAUGCAAAUUGGCUUCACGUAUACAUUCCUCAUGCGCCGCAAAUUUCAAGCUCCAACCAACAUGUGCAGAAAAGCAUAAAUCAGACGAUAAGGGAGCAAAAUUAGUCCCAUUGAAAAAUGUACAUCGUUUCAUAAGAGACUGCAUGAAAGCAAUAGGCUGUCCACCAGAUCACGCUGAAGCAAUGGCAGCUAUGAUCACCGCAGCAGACUACCGGGGUCACUACAGUCAUGGCUUGGGCCGCAUAUAUAUGUAUCUGGAGGAAAUUGAAAAUGGAUAUUGCGAUACGAAAGCAAAACCUUGCAUUCUCAAAGAAUCUGCUGCAACUGCUUGGGUAGAUGGUAACAACGGCCUGGGUGCAGUCAUCGCAAACUUUUGCAUGGGUUUAGCCAUUAAAAAAGCUCAAGAAGUCGGCGUUGGAUGGGUAGCAUGCAAAGCAUCAAACCAUUAUGGUAUUACGUCAAUAUAUCCUCUCCAAGCGAUGAAAUGUGGCCUCCUGGGGAUGAGUUUCACCAAUUCACCACCGUUUCUUGUUCCUACACGCGGCAAAGAAGCUGCCCUUGGGACCAACCCAUUAUCUGUAGGAGCACCUUCAAGUGGCGAUCCCUUUGUGCUUGACAUGGCUACAACAGCUGUGGCAUUCGGAAAGCUCCACAUAUACCAACAAAAAGGUAAACCAAUACCACGUGGCUGGGCCUUGGAUUCCGAUGGGGGACCUGUAACAGACCCCGCAGUUGCAUUAAAAAGUCAACUUCUAAUGCCUCUUGGAGGUGAAGAGAUAAACUCAGGUCACAAAGGUUUUGGACUGGCAAUGAUGGUCGAGAUAUUUUGUAGUCUCUUAGGCGGUAGUACCUUCAGUGGAAGCAUUAGAAAACUAGGCGAAGAACGUCCCGGUGACUAUGGCCAGUCAUUCGUCGCUUUGGACCCGGAAUGCUUUGCUCCAGACUUCAAAAAAAGAAUGCAAGAGUUUCUUUGUUCUAUUAAAGCAACAAAACCAAUUGAUGAGAAGAGACCAGUGCUUGUUCCCGGAGAGUUUGAAGAGGAGCAUAUGAAGUUCGUUGAAAAACGCGGAGGUGUUCGUUACAUCGGGACUGUGAUGAAAGCCUGUGAGAAACUCUCAAAAAGAAUGAGUGGAGAAAUAGACAAGUCCCAACAUGUUCUACCACUGGACCAGCCUGUGGUCUACUUGGAGUCAUCAGCUGCCUUCAAAGGUCUCACUCAUCUUGAACAGGCAUAUUCAUAUCACAUGUCCAAAGCCUGUUGGGUAGGUGGUCUGAUUACAUUUAUUCAGACAAGUGCAGAAGCACCUGAACUAUUUGUUCUCCUGCAUAAAUUGUUUUCCAAAAUAUCACCAGAACAACUUAAGGAGAAGGCUCUUAAAGCUGGGAUUGCAGAAAAAGAUGUAACAGCUUUAUUUGUAUACACUGCUGGUGUUUUUGCCAAUGCAGGCAAUUACAAGGGAUUUGGUGAUACUAAAUUCAUUCCAAACAUUGAUGAACCCCAACUUAGUGCACUCCUUGCCCUGGCUCCCAAUUGGUCUGAGUUAGAACCAAUUUGGAACAACAUAAAAUCCACUGUCUAUGAUCUGUCCAAUGGCAGACAUUGUCUUGGUUAUCCACCUCAUGGAUGCAAUACUUAUUUGUCUAAGAACUGUUCACCUGAAGACAAUGAAAAGGUGCAAAAGUGGAUGAAGAGUAAACAGAUGGAGGGCUAUAUCAGUAGGUUAUUCAAAACUGAAGAAAAUGGUAAGGUGAAGUAUGAGAUUCGUUUGGCAAGUGAAUCAACUGGUGUUGUUCAGACUGAAGAAGUUGAUAAUGUCAUCUAUGAAGUAACAAAAGGAGAUUAUUCACCGUUGAUGGGUAAAAUGGCGGAGUCUCUGAAUAAAGCUAUUGCAUUUGCUGCAAAUGAAACACAAAAAAUGUUGGCAUCUUAUGUUAAGUCAUUCAAAGAAGGAUCACUUGAAGAACAUAAAACUGCUUCAACAUUUUGGGUGCAGGAUAAGUCUCCAGCUGUAGAAAACUACAUUGGAUUUAUUGAGACCUAUAGGGAUCCUGCUGGUGUCCGUGGUGAAUCCGAAGGUUUCGUAGCGGCGGUAAACCGUGAAAUGUCGGAGAAAUUCACCAAUUUAGUGAACAACGCCGAGAAAUUCCUGCCAAUGUUGCCAUGGGGUAAAAGUUUAGAGAAGGAUAAGUUCCUCCGACCUGAUUUCACUUCUCUAGACGUAUUGACAUUCGCUGGUAGCGGAAUUCCAGCUGGAAUCAACAUUCCAAACUACGAUGAAAUUCGUCAAUCCAUAGGAUUCAAAAACGUUUCGCUUGGUAAUGUCAUCCCUGCAAGUUAUCAACAGACACAAAUUCCAUUUUUAAGCGAAACUGACAUGGAAUUAAUGAAGAAACAUCGCAUCGUGUCGUUUGAGGUACAAGUCGGACUGCAUGAACUCCUCGGGCAUGGUUCCGGCAAGUUGCUGAUCAAGGAAAAAGACGGCAGUUGUAAUUUCGACUCGGAUAUCAUCAAUCCACUGGAUGGCAAACCAAUAACGAAGUUCUACGAGGAAGGAGAUACGUACGAUUCUAUUUUUGGUCCUCUCGGAUCACCAUUUGAAGAAUGUCGCGCUGAGGCAGUCGGUUUGUAUUUAAGUUUAGUACCGUCAAUCGUAAAAAUCUUCGGGCAUGAAGGCCCCGAAGCCGAAGACAUCAUCUACGUCAAUUGGCUCAAUUUAGUUUGGGCUGGUUUGUCUUCCUUGGAAAUGUGGGACCCGAAACGCGGAUGGUUACAAGCGCAUUCCCAAGCACGUUUUGGUAUAAUGCGCGUUCUGCUUGAAGCUGGCGUUGUAACAGUCACCCAACCAACCGAUAAAGACCUAUUGAUAACUUUAGAUAGAAGCAAACUGUAUCACGCCGGACGUGAAGCAAUCGCAAGGUUCUUGGUCGAACUGCAGGUGUGCAAAUCAACCGCAGAUAUUGAAAAAGCCAAGCAGCUAUUCAGCCAUUACACAGACGUAAUCGAACCGUGGAAAUCCUGGCGAGAAAUUGUCUUGGCCAACAAAAAACCACGAAAAAUUUUCGCCCAGCCCAAUAUCGUGUCGGAAGGCGACAAAUUUAUUCAGAAAAACUACGAGGCAAGUCCCGAAGGCUUGAUUGUAUCCUGGGUUGAACGUUUCCCCGAACCUCAACCAUUCUACGAUGCCUUAUUAGAGAUAAGCAAACAGGACGCCAAACACUUUUAAAUUGGUUUCUUCUCUUUGAUAAUAUGUCAAUAUCUAGAUCUACAAUAUACACUAAAUCAGCUUUUUAUAA
Dalotia coriaria is the source of this 3334-nucleotide messenger RNA. RefSeq names its product dipeptidyl peptidase 3 (gene DppIII). The record is from RefSeq and is a predicted model, not a curated record. Gene Ontology annotation, cellular component: cytoplasm. NCBI's taxonomy places the organism in Eukaryota, Metazoa, Arthropoda, Insecta, Coleoptera, Staphylinidae. Gene Ontology annotation, molecular function: dipeptidyl-peptidase activity; oxidoreductase activity.